AUGAAGCUGCUGUUUCUGUGUCUGGGGCUGAUUCUAGUCUGUGCCCACGAAGAAGGAAAUGAUGUUGUGAGAAGAAACUUCGAUGUUUCGAAGAUUUCAGGAUAUUGGUAUUCCAUUUUCUUGGCCUCUGAUGUCAGGGAAAGGAUAGAAGAAAAUGGUAGCAUGAGGGGUUUUGUGAAACACAUUGAAGUCCUGAGCAACUCUUCUCUGUUCUUUAACAUGCAUAUAAAAGUGGAUGGAAAGUGUACUGAAAUUACUCUGCUUUCUGACAAAACAGAGAAGGAUGGUGAAUAUAGUGUUGUGUAUGAUGGAUACAAUUUAUUUAGCAUAGUUGAAACAGACUACACUGACUAUAUUAUGUUUCAUCUUGUGAAUUUCAAUGAGGAGCAGCCCUUCCAACUGAUGGAGCUCUUAGCCCGAGAAUCAGACGUGAGUGAAGAAGUCAAGAAAAGGUUUGUGAAAUAUUGCCAGAGACAUGGAAUUGUUAAGGAAAAUAUAUUUGACCUGACCGAAGUUGAUCGCUGUCUCCAGGCCUGA
Molecule: messenger RNA, 537 nt
Organism: Neomonachus schauinslandi (Hawaiian monk seal)
Lineage: Eukaryota; Metazoa; Chordata; Mammalia; Carnivora; Phocidae
Product: lipocalin Can f 6.0101-like
Exons: 7
Coding region: 1-537 (178 amino acids)
Molecular function (GO): odorant binding; small molecule binding
Source: RefSeq, a predicted model, not a curated record